Messenger RNA from Ruditapes philippinarum (Manila clam), 752 nucleotides. RefSeq lists its product as uncharacterized. NCBI's taxonomy places the organism in Eukaryota, Metazoa, Mollusca, Bivalvia, Venerida, Veneridae. The transcript has 4 exons. The coding region runs from base 1 to 648 and encodes 215 amino acids. The record is from RefSeq and is a predicted model, not a curated record.
AUGGACAGCACAAAACUAUGUGUUUAUACGACAGGUCCUGUUAAAUUUCCUCCUUUACGGACACCCUCUCCAUUUCGACCGGAUAUUAUUUGUUCCGAGAACGGAAGUGGGACGACCAGAAGCAGCUUCCGACUGCUGAUAAUUGGCAAGUAUUUAUCUGGCGACGAAGGAAAGCGGGUCGUUUUUACCAAAAAGUUGAACAAGACACUGCUUCACGCUUUACGUUCAUCUAAUAAUGUAUCUACCCUCUGUGAAGCCCAAAAAAUAGUACAAGACUACUUAUGGGAGCCACUGCAAAUGUUCUUGCAAGAAGAAAGACAUCAGUUUCUGAAACAAAUACAUGGUCACAGCAACAGGCUACCUCAAGAAACAAACCAAAUGGCAGGCACAGCAAUGCUAAGGUCGGCCAGAAAUGUGAUGAAUGCUGAUUCUAUGCUUUCAUUUAACUGGGGGACGAAAUAUGUGGAAACUGAGCCUUUAUCAUCGUUAUCGCCAUUUUCUCCCACAAGUUCCAUAAAUCCUUCAACAUUAACACCGCCACGUCCGUCAACAACAGAUCACGUGAGCAUCACUGAAGAACAAAAACAGAAAGCAAUGGAAAUGGCUAUAUUAUGCUGCGAAUAUGGUAAUAUGCUUGAAGACUUAUAGAUGAAUAGUCGGAAUUCAUGUUUAUUUGUAAUGCUAAUCUAGGCCAUUGGCCCAAAUACACAAUAUAAUUUCAAACUGAUGUACAUCUGGUUAUGUCACAAGUU